UCGAUAAAGAAGUUCGCGUUCAGUCGAUUUUUUUUUUGUGUUUGCUCCAAUAUUUACAGCUGUGUUGCGACGUUGGCGAACAAACGUCGCCAAAAUAAAAAAAAAUCGCUGCAAAAAUUUAAUUUCUAACCCGAGUCAUUAAUAGCUUGCGCUCGCGAUGGACGAUAUAAACAGUCGUAAAAAUUUCCAACGCAAUCGUACCUUUGCCAAAUAUGAACAACGUCGUUGGAGUGUCUUAAACGAUAAUCAUUCAAAGUCGGAAUUGUAUAUGAACAACAUUGGCUCCAAGGCAACACAAGAUGUAUCCACUUCCAACAUGGAUAUAUCCAAAACUUCAAUUAUGGAAGAGAAAUCAGAAAUGCGUUUAAAACCCCUAUCUAUGGGCGACAAAAAUCUAUCAACCAGCUCUCCCAUGCUUGAUAAAACUUCUCAAGAGGGUUGUGUGACACCCAAAACACCGGAACCCUCUCUCUUGGGUGUUAAGGAAAAACUUAUUCUCUUUGAAAAGAAAUUAAAAUCGGAUGUUUGGAUAAGUUUUACGGCAGCCAGAGGCAAAGGAAUUGAAAGGGGAACAAAUCUACGGAAAUUUAUUUCAAAAUGGGAAAUUGGUCCAACGAAGCCAGCUGAGAAAUCUACUUCGACAUUUUAUCUUAAUUCGGAGGAGGCGAGAGAGCCGGAGAAUGGGGCGAAGAUUGGCAGGCACAAUUGGAAUUCCACGCUAUGUUUGAAUACGUAUCAAGGCAAAUCGGAGAAAACGGUUAAUGUUUUUGAAAAUCACGGUUUUUCUUAUGAAUUAGGAAACAAGCAGAAUUCUGCUGGAGAACCCAAAACUGAGGACAUUGGUAAUGGUAGGAUUGACGCUGAAGUUGCUAGCUCUUCAUAUAUGUUUGAUACUACUGUGGGACUUAAUACUGAAGUGGAAAACUUGUCUACAAAAACCAAAUCAAUAGAAUUUCUGAAUAAAAUGUACACAACAACGGAACAAAAAUCUCAAACAUUUGGAGAUUUUGAAAAUCGCGAGGAGAUUAAGACUCGAGAAGAAGAAAAACAGGAAUCUAAAUCAGAAAAAGAACAACUAGAAUCUGGGGCGGAAUAUCAAAAGGAACCUGAUACAGCUGAAGAAUCUAAUGAUAUUGCAGAAAAAUAUUUUUCCAAUAAAUUGAACGAUACUCAGCAGAUUGAAUCGAAUAUUGAAGUCAAGAGUAUGAAAAGGGAAGAGUCAGUCAAAGAAACCCAGACACCUAGUUCUCCAAAUAACUACGAAAAUGAAAGGGAUUUCACAAGGAAGUUAAUAAGAGAAAUAGAUUCAAUUAAAUAUCUGGGUUCCGCCGAAAUUAAAGAUGAUAUUUCGGCAAAAGAUUUUAAGAAUCAAACCCAAUCGCCAACAAUUUCGUCGGAUCCAAUUGCAUUGCCUUUGAUUGGAAAUAAUUACACACAUCCACCACUGUUUGAAUUUUCUACGAGUAAGGGCGAAGUUAGAAAUUCUACCAGUCAGGAAGUUGACAAUUUGUCGGAUGCUGAUCAAUAUAAUAAACCAUUGACCCCAACAACACCGAAGAAAGAACAAGUUAUAAACCUAGAGCCAGAGAAUGUGAUUCUGACGAACGCAUCGGAUUCAAAAUACAAAAGUACCGGUAAUCAAUUGGAUUUGAAUAAUGGAUUGGAAAAUUCAAUUUAUGGGAAGAACGGCGGAAAUGCAACUCAAAAAAGUUUCCUAUUUCCCAUUUCUGUACCAAAGGUACCAGAGGAAGUUCGUAACAAAAGAUUCCUGACGCCGGCUUUCAUUAAAUUUAUGGGCUUAGAUGAUGAGUCGGAGAGUGAAGAGAAAAAGGCUACCAAGUUACAGACGAAUAAAGAACCGCAGAGUGCUGAGAAGACACUCGACAAUUUACCAAGGGCGGAAGAAGCUGAAAUCAAGGAAGAAGUAGACCUAAUAACGAGUCAAAUCGAUACUGUUUCAGUGAACGAUACAGUAUCAAACAAAGCCACAGAACAGCAAGCAGAGCAAAUUAUUAAAGCGCUACCAACUGAAAUAAAAAUCACCAAGAAGGAGAAGACUCUACCAGAACAUUUGGAACGAAGGAAGGAAAUUAGGCGAAGGAAAAGGCCCAAAACCAUUGCAAGUUGUCAACCCAGCAGGGAUCAGAUGGGAGCAGAUAAAGAAAAUGUGACUGAAUUGGAAUCCAGGAGAAAAGAUUUUGCAAGCAAGCAAAGAGUUUCCUUCGAAGACCAAUCUCAGCCUUAUGGAGAAGAUGACGAUGAUUUUCAGCAGAAUGAUUUCGCAAGUCCUGUAAUGUUUACAAAUAAAAUUUCUUCCCGCAAGGAAGUUCCUAUGGUAGUUAGCAAAAGGGAUUCCAUCAGCGAGUUGCAAACGAAAACUGUAACGGAUGAGUUGUUAUCUGAAGUCGGUAAAAGACCCAAGCGCAGGCAUAUUACCAGACAACAAAGCAGAGAUGAUCAAAGUAUAGGGGCGAAAUAUGUUGAAAGGAAGCAGGACAUUGAUGAUGAUUCAAGCAAAACAAAGUCCCUGGUUAUCAUUAAAAAUGGUACAUAUCAAACUAUGGAUCCGCCUUCCGACAAAUACCAUUCCCUUAAACCUGAGCCGAGGCCCAUUGAGGUGUUACCAUCUGCGGAAUUCUGUGCGAAGGGUAUGGAACACAUACAACCCAUAUUGGAGGAAUUAAUCAAAACCGAGGAGUCCUAUGUCGAAAGUAUCUGGAAAGGUUUGAAAAACUAUGGCAAUGUAUUCGAACAACGUGAUCUUCCCAGAGGAAUGAAGGGUAAAAAAUAUGUGCUCUUUGGAAAUAUUGAACAGAUUGCCGAAUUCCAUAGAGAUGUUUUCCUGCCAAUGCUGUUGAGGAAUCGCAACAAUAUCAAGAAAUUAUUUGAUGAGUUUCAACGAUAUAUUGAGGAAGAUUAUUUUUAUGCCUACGUCCUGUAUGCCAUGAACAAUCAGAGAUCUCUGGAAUUGUGUAAUGAAAAUAAGAAGUUCUUCAAGACAAUGCAAGCGAAAUGUGAGGAUAAUUUGGGUAUCAAUAGUUUCCUGCUACAACCAAUACAACGUAUUCCAAGGUACUCGCUGAUGCUCAAGGAAUUUAUAAAGAAACUAUUCGAUAAAUAUCCCAUGAAACCCCUCAUCGAUUCCUGUUGCCGUUUGGAUAGACGUUUACAGAUUCUCCUGAAUGCCAUUAACAAAUCGGAGGUUAUAAACGAUGUGGAUUGUAUUAGUGAAACACAUGAGUUCAACAUUUUCUAUCAGGGUAAAUUUCGCGAUGUGGCCGAAUUCAAUUGCCACGAUUUCACACUGAAGCGUAACUAUCGUUCGAAACUUUUCAUCUAUGAAAAAUGCAUUAUCUACACGGAAGUUAAGCGCAAACAGUUGGUAUUUCGUGGCCGUUAUCCCAGAGAACAUUUGGGCAUGACCAUGCAAAAUAAAUCCUUUACUUUGUACUAUGAUCGCCUGAAGCAGCAAGAGUGUGAAUUUGUAGGCGAUCCGGCUUUGGUGAGACAAUGGCAGGAUUUAAUACGUGACAUCAUCAAUGCCUAUGCGGUGGAGGAGAAGGCCCGCCUGCAGGAAUUACACAAUCCAGAGGUGGUGCAUAGGCGGCAAAGACGUGCAGCAAAUCUAUCAUUAUUCCGCGAUUCAAAUCGCUUUAGCACUGAUAGUGGUAUUAGUAAUACUUAAAUGUUAUAGUAGGUUUACAUUAGAGCGGUUUUGCUGGAUUAAAACAUCCUUAGUGGGGAUUUAUUUGGCAUUCAUGCCAUGUAAUUGGUAAUAUAAAUCCAUAAGGUUUAAUAAAUCCGGAAAACUGUAAACGUUGUAUUAGAUACACAAACUCAUUAUCACAUUCGAGGCAGAACUUUA
Molecule: messenger RNA, 3865 nt
Organism: Musca domestica (house fly)
Lineage: Eukaryota; Metazoa; Arthropoda; Insecta; Diptera; Muscidae
Product: rac guanine nucleotide exchange factor JJ-like
Exons: 16
Coding region: 158-3685 (1175 amino acids)
Biological process (GO): axon guidance
Cellular component (GO): cytoplasm
Molecular function (GO): guanyl-nucleotide exchange factor activity
Source: RefSeq, a predicted model, not a curated record